AUGGCUACCAAUUCAGCAUCUUCCAUAUCUGAGCAACUAAUUCCCAUCUUUAAUGGAGAUAGAUAUGAAUUUUGGAGCAUAAAGAUGAAGACGUUGUUCAAGUCUUCAGAAUUGUGGGAUUUGGUGGAGAAUGGCUAUGCUGAGGAAGAUGAAGCACAAAGGUUGCGGGAGAACAAAAAGAAGGACUCUAAGGCAUUGUUCUAUAUCCAGCAGGCUAUGCACGACUCGGUGUUUUCCAGAAUUGCUGUUGCAGAAACCUCAACAAAGGUAUGGGAUAUUCUUAAGAAAGAAUUCCAUAGAUCAACAAAGGUAAUGACUUUCAAACUCCAGUCACUCCGACGUGAUUUUGAAAAUUCAUUCAUGAAAAGUAGUGAAUCUGUACAAGACUACUUAUCUAGAGUCAGUACAAUUGUUAAUCAUAUGAAGGCAUAUGGUGACAAAAUUAUUGAUGAAACUGUAAUUGCUAAAGGUAUAAGAAGUCUUAAUAAAAGAUUUGAUCAUGUCGUAGCUGCCAUUGAGGAAUCCCAUAAUUUAUUUGAUUAUUGUUUUGAUGAAUUGAUGAGUUCCUUACAAGCUCAUGAGGAUAGAUUGAAUGCCUCUCAAGAAAAGGGUGAAGAGAAGGCGUUUCAGAUCAACGGAGAGUCUUCUGUCAAAGGCAAAUCAGAAGUCUCAAAUUCUAGGGGAUGCAGAGGCAGAGGUAGUUUCCGUGGUCGAGUUCGUGGCAGAGGACAGGCUUAA
Molecule: messenger RNA, 738 nt
Organism: Capsicum annuum
Lineage: Eukaryota; Viridiplantae; Streptophyta; Magnoliopsida; Solanales; Solanaceae
Exons: 1
Coding region: 1-738 (245 amino acids)
Source: RefSeq, a predicted model, not a curated record